Molecule: messenger RNA, 4802 nt
Organism: Xiphophorus maculatus (southern platyfish)
Lineage: Eukaryota; Metazoa; Chordata; Actinopteri; Cyprinodontiformes; Poeciliidae
Gene: brinp2
Product: BMP/retinoic acid inducible neural specific 2
Exons: 9
Coding region: 808-3267 (819 amino acids)
Biological process (GO): positive regulation of neuron differentiation; negative regulation of mitotic cell cycle
Source: RefSeq, a predicted model, not a curated record
AUGGACCGAGACGUGUUUCCCCGCCCCCCGCCUAACCCCUCAGCUUCUGGGUGAACCAACGCAAGGCUCAACGCGUGAACGAGUGACCAUGGCGCACAGCGACCUAAAAUAAAUUAUUAAAAAAAGAGUAAUAUUUUCACACGAAGACUGGGAGGAAGAUGUUUACUUUGUAGAUACCUGCGCGUCUCUGCUCUGGGCUGCAGGUGCGCUUCAUCCUCUCUAAAGACAGUUGCUUUGGCUGGGAAGGAAGUGAACGGAAGAAAACAUCCUCUUGGGAUUAAAUGCCAACCUUCCAGACUACAACAGACUUUUUUUUAGUUCUUCUUCAACAGUAACAUUUGACUCAAGCUUUGUACAUUCGCGAACUGCUCCAGCAGACUGUUUUCAGAGCGCGGAUUACACAGGACGGUAUUGCUGCUCUCCCAACUUCAACCGCCUUCUCUACACUCACUUCAGAUUUUAUUUUUAUUAUUAUUUUCAACACGCCGAAGAUGGGGACAAUGCCCGGAUUAACGCGGCUGUUGUUCACCCUACCCCGGGUUAGCGGGGAAGAGUGAGGAGAACGGAAAGAGUGUGGAAGUAGGAGAGGAGAGGAGUCGGCAGCGUUUGGCUGCCGUCCACUUGUUCGUUGGUGCAUUUGCUGCUCGUGCUCUCAGACCUCCUUUUUUUUCUUUCUUUUUUACUGGAUUCACGGACAAACAAGCAAGGAACGCACAGGGAGGACAGCGUUCACACCCUGGGUCUGCAAGAGGUGACUGUUAGAAGAAAUGCCGGUCCCAGCUGCCCUAGUACAUCAUCACCGGGACCAUGGCAACUCCUUUGCCAAUGACAAAAAAGAGGUACUUCCAUGGCUUCGCCAGCCUUGCUAGAUGGUCGGCAUCCUCCUUGAUGCUCCUAUGGUUGCCUUUGGUGUUGCUAUGGCUGCCGUGGCCUGCCCAAGCUGAACAACUGGCCAGCGGGGGACCGAGUGGAAAGGCGCUUCAUGGUUCCCUGUCGUCCCCAGCAUCGUCGUCGUCGUCAUCCUCCUCCACCUCCUCGUCCCCGUCCAGCUCCUCAGCAUGGGGCUUCAACACACGGCAGAGUGGGGGGCAGCUGGACUGGCUGCUGUCAGAGAAAGGACCUUUUCACAAAUGCCCGGAGUACACGGAGUUCAGAGAGAGGUUCCAGCAAGGGUUUUCUACAAGAUACAAGAUUUACAGGGAGUUCAGCCACUGGAAGGUGAACAGCUUGGCAACAGAGAAGAGAGAUUUCCUCAAAGCUCCGUUGCCCUUAGCACCAGAGUUCCUACGCAACCUGCGGUUACUGGGGCGGCGGCCAACCCUGCAGCAAAUCAACGAAAACCUCAUCAAGAAGUACGGCACCCACUUCCUGGUUUCUGCUACUCUGGGAGGAGAAGAGUCUUUAACUAUUUUCCUGGACAAGCAGAAGCUAAAUAAGAAGUCGGAGGGCAACAGCAACAGCUCUGUGGUGUCCCUGGAGCUGCUCCAUCAGUUGGCGGCAUCUUAUUUCACCGAUCGGGAGAGCACCCUGAGGCGACUCCACCACCUCCAGAUUGCCACCUCUGCCAUUAAGGUAACGGAAACAAGAACAGGUCCUCUCGGCUGCAGUAACUACGACAGCUUGGACUCCGUUAGCUCGGUGUUGGUGCAUAGCCCAGAAAAUAAGAUCCACUUAAAGGGCUUGCAGGAUGUCCUGCCAGAGUUCCUCCGUGGGCGUUUUGUGGAGGCGGCCCUCAGCUACGUGGCCUGUAACUCGGAGGGUGAGCUGCUCUGCCGCAAUAACGACUGCUGGUGCCGGUGCUCUCCCAGAUUCCCAGAAUGCAACUGUCCCUUUGCUGACAUCAAAGUAAUGGAGGAGAACCUGGAGAAGAACAAAGCAUCCUGGAACAACUUCAAUCAGGAGUUCAUGGAAUCAGAUGAAUUCAAAGCCUUCCUGAAGCAGCUCCCCACUGACCAAUUUUUAAAUGUGUCCACGGUUGCCAAGUUCUGGUCAGGUGACCUGCCCCUCCAGAAGCGUUAUGCUCAGCUGGAGGCCAGCACAGUGCUGGCCUCGGGAAAAGCCCAAAAGAUAGUGAGGAAGCUCUUCACCCUGAGCAAACGCUGCCCCAAGCAAGCCCGCAUAAGUCUGCCUCGAGAAAGGCCUGUUGGCUUUUGGCUGGGUACAGUUCAGUCUCUGCUCUACUGCAAUGAGCACGGAGUCCUGGGAACGUUUUCCGAGGCGGCUAAGAGCUGCACAUGUCCUGUGGACCAGCCCACCUGCCAAGGAGCAAUCCCAUGUGUUGUGGGCACCUCUCCUAAUUCCUGCUCCCAGUGUGCCACCGAUAAUGCCACCCGAUGCGGAGCCUGUCACCACGGCAACUUCCUCCAUCUCGGUUCCUGCCGUCCGAGCGUUGGAGCCUCGCUAGAUCAUUAUCUGAAUUUUGACCUGGACAUGCCAGAUGCUGAGGUGAAGUACUUGCUUCAGCGACUCGACAGCAGAAUUGAGGUCCAUGCCAUCUACAUCAGCAAUGACGUCCGCUUGGGAAGCUGGUUCAAUCCUGCCUGGAGAAAAAGGAUGUUACUUACACUCAAGAGCAACAAAAACAAAUCCAACCUUAUCCACAUGCUAAUGGGUAUUUCUUUUCAAAUAUGCUCAACUAAAAAUUCGACACUGGAACCUGUGCCUGUCAUUUAUGUAAAUCCUUUUGGGGGCAGCCACUCGGAGAGCUGGUUCAUGCCCGUGAAUCAGCCCGAAUUCCCUGACUGGGAGAGAACUAGACUGGACAGCACUCCCAAUGCACAGUGUUACAACUGGACACUGUCACUGGGAAACAAGUGGAAGUCCUUUUUUGAAACAGUCCACAUCUACCUACGGAGCCGCAUUGUCACGGACGAUCCAACGGUGAACGAAACUCUCUUUUAUGAACCUUUGGAUUUGGAUGAUCAGACGUCAAACUUGGGCUACAUGAAGAUCAACACUCUGAAAGUCUUUGGAUAUAGCAUGCACUUUGAUCCUGAAGGCAUCAAGGACCUGAUUCUCCAACUCGACUACCCCUACACGCAGGGCACACAGGACGCUGCCUUUCUGAUGUUGCUGGAGAUGAGAGAUCGGAUUAACCGUCUGUCUCCACCAGCUCCGCAGCCACUUGACCUGUUUUCUUGUCUGCUGCGCCACCGCCUCAAGCUGUCUGCAGGAGAGGCGGCACGAAUCAAGGAUUCUCUGCAGAUCUUCAACUCCAAACUCCCUAAUGCUUUUCCGGAACCUGACCUGGCCCAGCUUUGCAGCUAGCUAGAUUAGCACUCUUGGUUCAGGACUUUUACUGCACCCAGAGUGGAGUUGCUGCUUCAUGGACAAUCCUAUUUCGGGUACACAGAAGAUUAACCUACUCUGAAGUCUUAUGCUGGGCCUUUCUUUUCUUUCACUUUUUUCAUUGGUUGGUUGGUGCAACUUGUUUCUUCUGUAGACUCUGCUUUACCAACCGGAUGUAGUACUUUUGCUAUUACUGCCGUGCUUUUGGUGAACUCUCUGACUGGACCAGGUCAAGCAUCUUAUCUAUUCUCAAAGGUCUGUUUUUUGUUGUUUUUUGUUGUUUUGAACUGCAGAGAUAGUGUAAUCUCUGCCAAGAUUUGAUGUUGGGAAGAAGAACUUUAGAGUGGAGUUGGAAAAAUGUGUCAGAAGAAGAGGAUUUUCCUUUUAUAACUCUAUUUUCUUUGGAAAAAGAACAAUCGGGUUGGGGAUGGAGGGUGGUUAUAUUAUCCAUGUGGUGAAUAAGUUAUGUUAUGCUUAACAGUUUGAAAUUUGAUAAUCCUGACCCCUGCUAAUGUCUUUGAGUAUUUCUUUUUAAUCCACAUCUUCCAUUUUACCUGGCAUUUUAAAACGUAUAUCUAUUAUCAUCCAAAUGAGAAGCCUGUUAGUGAUGUUCUGUUCAUGGUGGUGUGUCUGUGCCAAAAGCAGAUAAACACAUUGGCAAUCUGAGUGGAAAAAACAUUGGCAUAUGCUGUCUUUUCUUACUCUUUUAACCCGAAAGUGACAGAAAGAAAUCACAUGACGUGAUAACAAGGGGAUCUGUGGAUGUAGUGCUGUAAAUAAUGCUCCAUUUAAUUCAAGAUUGUGGACAAGUGCACAUUGCUUUCUAGAUAACCGAGUAAAAGACCAAAAAAAUGUUUAUAACAAAACAGACUCAUGCCUUAUAUGGAAAGUUAAUGUUAAAACAAGAAGCACAUUUAAUUUCUGUGUUUGGUUUUGAAGCAAAAGGUUGUUUCGCUUUUUGUAUUUCUACCAGGACAGAACAACAGACAGAUUCUCCAGAGUAUGUGAUAAUGUAGCUUUUCUAUGUACAGCAAAUGCCAGUCACAUUUUCUGCUCUUGUUUCAAUUCAGUGUUGUAGAAGAUUUUGAAUCACUUUUCACAGUGCCCACCAGUACUUGCACUAUGUAACUGUUCUGCAAAAUCUCCAGUUAUACAAAAUCUCUGUAACUGAUGGACCUUUUUUUUUUUUUUUUUGCUUUGAAUAUGGUUUUAAAAGUUUUAAACAGUUUGGUUUAGUCUCAUGUUUUUAAGUCGGUAUUUGCUUUUUGUCAAUCUAGCUUUCUUUUUCUUCUCUCUUUAUGUGGGUCACAAUUCUGCAGCAGUUAUCACAGCAAAUGCACGGUCAGAAAGUUUAUCUCGGUCAGUGAGGGUCCCCGCCAGAGUCGCAGACUUACGAGUAAGACACUUGAUAUGAUAAUACAUUUACUUUGCCAAUUUCUCACAGUAAACCAUGUAUGUCAUUUUCAGCUGUUCUGUGCUCAGCUUGCUAAAGUAAAAGCAAAGUGUUUUAUCUA